AUGGGCGCGGCGUUCGAUAGCUCGGACGACGAAAAGCCGGCGGCCAAGAAGGCCAAGAAGACGACGGACGGGAAGCCGCGGCUGCUGGCGUCCGACCACCGCAAGCUGCGCCAAGAAAAGAAGAAGGCGGCGCUGGCGCUCCUCAAAUCCAAAAAGGAGAUUGCCGUCACGCACGAUUAA
This is a messenger RNA of Saprolegnia parasitica CBS 223.65, 180 nucleotides long. RefSeq lists its product as hypothetical. The coding region runs from base 1 to 180 and encodes 59 amino acids. The record is from RefSeq and is a predicted model, not a curated record. The transcript has a single exon. NCBI's taxonomy places the organism in Eukaryota, Oomycota, Saprolegniomycetes, Saprolegniales, Saprolegniaceae.